Solanum verrucosum is the source of this 1091-nucleotide messenger RNA. RefSeq names its product 14-3-3 protein 5. Lineage: Eukaryota; Viridiplantae; Streptophyta; Magnoliopsida; Solanales; Solanaceae. Bases 77 to 844 code for a protein of 255 amino acids. Gene Ontology annotation, cellular component: cytoplasm. The record is from RefSeq and is a predicted model, not a curated record. Gene Ontology annotation, biological process: signal transduction. The transcript is spliced from 4 exons.
CAAAACCGCUCAUUCCAUUUUCUCAAUUUUCUCUCUCUAAAACCCCUCUUUCUCUCUCUAGAACACAGAACCAUCAAUGGCGUCUCCACGUGAAGAGAACGUGUACAUGGCGAAGCUUGCUGAGCAAGCUGAACGCUAUGAGGAGAUGGUAGAAUUCAUGGAGAAGGUCGUCGCCGCCUUGGACGGCGAGGAACUAACCGUCGAGGAACGCAACCUUCUCUCCGUCGCAUACAAAAACGUGAUCGGAGCUAGGAGAGCAUCCUGGCGUAUAAUUUCAUCGAUCGAGCAGAAAGAGGAGAGUCGUGGUAACGAAGAUCACGUUGCCUCCAUUAAAAAAUACAGAUCUCAGAUCGAGAAUGAGCUGACUUCGAUCUGUAACGGCAUCCUCAAGUUGCUUGAUUCAAAACUCAUCGGGUCAGCUGCUACCGGAGACUCCAAAGUUUUCUAUUUGAAAAUGAAGGGAGAUUAUUACCGGUACUUGGCUGAGUUCAAAACCGGAACCGAGAGAAAAGAAGCUGCAGAGAAUACUCUUUCGGCCUACAAGUCUGCUCAGGACAUUGCUAAUGGCGAAUUGGCCCCAACACAUCCAAUCCGAUUGGGUCUAGCUCUCAAUUUCUCAGUCUUUUACUAUGAGAUAUUGAAUUCUCCUGACCGUGCUUGUAAUCUCGCCAAACAGGCCUUUGAUGAGGCAAUUGCGGAGCUUGACACCCUGGGAGAGGAGUCCUACAAGGAUAGCACUUUGAUUAUGCAACUUCUGCGUGAUAACCUCACUUUGUGGACCUCGGAUAUGCAGGAUGAUGGAACUGAUGAGAUCAAAGAACCAUCAAAAGCUGAUAAUGAGUAGUAACAACGUGAGUGAAACCUCUUUGCUUAGGAUUGAAAACCGAUGAUGUAAUUUUACUCAUUGAUCAAAAUUGGCUGUUUGUAGUCCUUAUCCUUUGAUUUGUAAACCCUAUUACCUAAAGGCGCUGUUUCUUGCCAUUUGUUGUUUUCAUCAAGAUUACUUUUUGUCUCAGUAUUUCUUUUGUAUUUGGAUGCUCUGAUGAAGCACUCUUAUUUCGUGGAAAUGAAUAUUUAUUUUUACCAAGCAA